CCUCACCCACUGUACCCUUCUUAUAUAUAUAAUAAUAAUAAUAUUCAUAGUAAUCUAUUAUCUUCUUCUCCACCAUUUCUCUCUUCAAUGUCAAGAUCCCCAAAUGAAUCAAAUCCAUUUGUUUAACCUUAAAUCAACCCUGUUUCCAGUGCUAAACUUCGUUAUCUUCAGUUACUUUUUCCUGGCAAGAAAAGCUCUAGCUGUGGACGAAAACUUCACAAUCUGCAGCGUGCCCAGAACUUGUGGUAGGCUAAACAUAAAGUUCCCAUUCUUCAUCCAGAAGCAGCACGAAACUAGAUGUGGUUAUCCGGGAUUCAACAUCUCUUGCAGAAACAACACAGACCCUAUUCUUAGCUUGCCUGAUGGCGACUAUAUCAUCCGUGAUAUAUUUUACCAGAACCAAUCUUUUCACGUGUCAAAAGCUGUUCCUUUUGACAGUGAUGACGUUUGCAGCAAUUCAAUCGGAAAUAUAUCCAUUCCUGAAGACCGGCUUUAUCUCCCCCCAAACCAAAGAGCAAUAUUUUUCCUCCUCAAUUGUAACGAAACCUUGCAAUUGACUUGGGAACUUUCACAGUACAAGGUUGGUUGUGCUGCUGAAAAUGAAACAAAAACAACGUUGGCACUGUUCAAUGACGAUCCCAUGCUGAAUUUUGCUUCAGAAUAUUGUAAUAAAGCGAUGGUGGCGCCUGUGGGUUUUAUUGAUGGAGGGGGAGGUGUUGAAGGUAUAGUGAACAGAGGGUUUGUGUUGAAUUGGAUAGCGAGCAACUGCAGCAUUUGCGAGGCAAGUGGUGGCAACUGUGGAUUUGAUUAUAGCACAUACCAUUUCAAGUGCUUUUGCCCUGAUAGGCCUCACGCUUGGCACUGUACCCCUGGGAAUAAGAAAUUGGGAUUGAAGCUGGGACUUGGAAUUGGAUGCCCUACUCUUAUAAUACUGAUCUUGUCCAUCUAUGUCUUCCGGCGUCGAUACAAACAAAAAUAUACGUCAUCAAACUUUCUCAGAGGAAAUACUUCAUCCGAUCCCUCUUCAAAAUCAGACCUGGAAAGCAGCAGUACUGCCUGCUUUGGGCUCCCAAUCUUCUCAUAUGGUGAACUUGUGGAAGCGACAAAUAAUUUUGAUGAUGAGAAAGAACUUGGAGAUGGAGGUUUUGGGACUGUAUACUAUGGAAAACUCCGAGAUGGGCGAGAAGUUGCAAUCAAGCGACUAUACCAACACAACUAUAGACGGCUACAACAAUUCAUUAACGAAGUUGAAAUCUUAACCCGCUUGCGCCACAAAAAUCUGGUCUCUCUCUAUGGUUGCACUUCACGCCGUAGCCGGGAACUUCUCCUUGUUUAUGAAUUCAUACCUAAUGGUACCGUCGCUGAUCAUCUCCAUGGUGAUCUUGCACAGUCUGGUUCACUCACAUGGCCAAUUCGUAUAAGCAUUGCAAUAGAAACUGCAACUGCCUUAGCUUAUCUCCAUGCCUCUGAUAUCAUACACCGCGAUGUUAAAACUAACAACAUUCUCCUGGAUGAUAAUUUUUCAGUCAAAGUAGCAGAUUUUGGGCUUUCACGGCUAUUCCCCAAUGAUGUCACCCAUAUCUCAACUGCUCCUCAAGGGACCCCUGGCUAUGUUGACCCUGAGUAUCACCAAUGUUACCAGCUUACCGAAAAGAGUGAUGUCUAUAGCUUUGGAGUUGUUCUUAUUGAACUCAUAUCAUCAAUGCCUGCAGUUGAUAUCACCAGGCAUAGGGAUGAGAUUAAUUUGGCUAAUUUAGCAAUAAGCAAGAUUCAAAAGUGUGCAUUUGAUGAGUUAAUUGACCCUAAUCUUGGGUAUGGAUCAGAUGAAGAAGUUACAAGGAUGACAACUUCAGUUGCAGAGCUGGCUUUUCGAUGUUUGCAACAAGAGAAAGAAAUGCGCCCUUCAAUGGAAGAGGUUUUGGAGGAACUACGGAGAGUACAAAGUGAAGAUUACAAGUCGGAGAGUGAGCAGGAGGAGGAACACACUGAUAGUGAGGUGCCAAGGAGUGUACAGCCGCCUCUGUCACCACCAAACGGCGAUCAGAUUGCAAUGUUGAAGAAUCUCCGACUGCCACCUUCACCAGUUUCUGUGACAGGUAAAUGGAUUAGCCGGAGUACUACACCUAAUGCCAGUGGAUAAGUUUUUUCUUUACCAUCCUGCUUAAAUUCAAGUCUCACUGCCAACUGCAAAUAGAGGGUAAAAAUUUUCAUUGUUGUUCUCAUUUGCUUUUACUUGUGGGAAUGUACAUGGUAAAUGAAGCAAUCAUUAUCAUAUAUAAUUUUCAUAUUCUGCACAUCUUUUAUCUGCACCAAAUAAUUCUUCAUUCAUAAAAACUGUAGAAGAAAUAAAUGAUCUCAAAAAUGCAUUAGAAUCAUGUUUUGAAGAUUUUUAAUUACAAAGUCCGGUGACAACUAUAACAAUGGCACGGACCUGCUUCAAACAUGUUGAGCAAAGCAAAAUGUAUUUCAUAGAAGAUUGAUUCUCAACUAUGUUCAAAAACUCUGACCUCUGCUGAACUCUAAAUUUGUGGCAUUUUGUAAAAUCCGACAUCACAUGGUCACACCAUUGUAUUGAAUAAAGUGAAAGGAAGUUUCUGCUUUGCUUCUUCUAGGGUCUAAUACUAAU
Molecule: messenger RNA, 2626 nt
Organism: Durio zibethinus
Lineage: Eukaryota; Viridiplantae; Streptophyta; Magnoliopsida; Malvales; Malvaceae
Product: LEAF RUST 10 DISEASE-RESISTANCE LOCUS RECEPTOR-LIKE PROTEIN KINASE-like 1.2
Biological process (GO): protein phosphorylation
Molecular function (GO): polysaccharide binding; ATP binding; protein kinase activity
Source: RefSeq, a predicted model, not a curated record